This is a messenger RNA of Zingiber officinale, 1303 nucleotides long. RefSeq names its product zingipain-2-like. The transcript has 2 exons. Gene Ontology annotation, cellular component: lysosome. The record is from RefSeq and is a predicted model, not a curated record. The coding region runs from base 67 to 1140 and encodes 357 amino acids. NCBI's taxonomy places the organism in Eukaryota, Viridiplantae, Streptophyta, Magnoliopsida, Zingiberales, Zingiberaceae. Gene Ontology annotation, molecular function: cysteine-type endopeptidase activity.
CUCAGCCUCCACCAGUGCGUGGGAGAGAGAGAGAGAGAGAGAGAGAGAGAGAGUGCGAGAGUGCGCAUGGCUUUCCACUGCACUCUCCACCAAUUCUUCGGCGUAACGCUCCUUGUUUUGCGCGUGGCUUCGGUUGCAAUGGCAAGUCACGGCAUAUAUUACAGUGCGUUAAGUCCGAGUCACGAGUCGUGGAUGAGGAUGUAUCACCGUACGUACCCUAAUGAAACAGUGAAAGAAAAGCGUCACAAGAUCUACGCAGAAAACGUCAAGUUAAUCGACUCCUUCAACCAAAAUCGUCACAAGAACCACAAGUUCACACUGAAAGCUAACAAGUUCGCCGAUUUAACCCACGAGGAAUUCACCAAGACUUACACCAACCGGGGGCUCUCGUACUAUCGACGUGGUGGUCGUCUAUACCGGCCGUCCUUGCCUGGUAACCGCAGUACACCUCAACCUUAUAGCAUUAACUGGAGGGACAAGGGCGCAGUCACUGAUGUCAAGUCUCAAGGAAAUUGCGGUUCUUGUUGGGCGUUCGCUGCCGUAGCAGCAAUAGAAGGCAUCAUUCAGAUUAAGACAGGUAAAUUAGUAUCGAUGUCAGAGCAAGAGCUCGUAGACUGUGUGCCGCCGCAAAAAGAGUGUAGGUCGUCAUGCGACUGCGGCUAUGUAACAAAGGCUUUUGACUUUGUGAUCGACAACGGCAGUCUGACAACUGAACACAACUACCCGUACAAGGGAGUUCCUGGAGCCUGCAAUUUCAGUCUAAAUUCUGCUACUUUUCAGACUCAAGCUGGUGGCGUUACUAUAAGCAAAUAUGAGUGGGCUGAAGAUGAGAAGGAACUUUUGGAGGCUGUGGCCAGGCAACCGGUCACGGUCUCUGUCUCGAUACUUGACCAUAAAAAAUUCUUCCAUUUGUAUGGUGCUGGUGUCGCCACUGACAUUGGUUGCGGAGAUGAUGAUGAAGUCAAUCAUAGCAUGACGGUGGUGGGCUACGGCACUGAUCAGAAUGACACCGACUACUGGCUCUUGAAGAACUCGUAUGGAUCAGGAUGGGGGGACAAUGGGUAUAUAAAGAUGGCUAGAGGUGUGGAUGGAGGAAUUUGUGGAAUCAUCAAGGAAGCCGUAUACCCAGUUAUCACCUGACCGCGCAAAGAGAUUGCUCGAUGUAUGAUCCACGGCUACUCAAUAAUAGAGGAGAUAACAGAAUUGUACUACUUUAAUUGUUCUUCCUCUUCAACGUUGUACUGUCUUACAUAGUUACCUUGUUAUGAUAGUCACAUGAAAUAUAAUAUAAUAGAGUGCGUAA